AUGACACUCACUACUACCACCGUCUCCUCCACCAAAGGUCUCUUUGGGUCUGAUCUCAUCUCACCGCAAGUUGCUGCCUCCCUCCCAGAAGGCUACACCAUCCGUGCCCUUGAAAAAGGCGACUACGGAAGGGGCUUCCUUGACUGUUUGCGUGUCCUUACAACCGUCGGCGAUAUCACAGAAGAGCAAUGGAGCGACCGGUAUGAUUGGAUGAAUACACAAGGCAAAGGGGGUUAUUUCCUCUUGGUGAUUACCAAUGAGGUUGGGAGGGUCGUCGGGACCGGGGCGUUGAUCGUGGAGCGGAAGUUUAUUCACAACCUUGGCUCGGUAGGACACAUCGAAGACAUAGCUGUAGCGAAGGAUCAGCAAGGGAAGAAGUUGGGACUCAAAAUCAUCCAAGCGCUGGAUUUCAUCGCGGAGAAAACUGGCUGCUACAAAAGUAUCUUGGACUGCUCGGAGGCGAACGAGGGCUUUUACGUGAAAUGCGGCUUCAAAAGGGCCGGCUUAGAGAUGGCACAUUAUUACGAGGCCCAGAAGUGA
Messenger RNA from Amorphotheca resinae ATCC 22711, 540 nucleotides. RefSeq lists its product as hypothetical. Gene Ontology annotation, cellular component: endoplasmic reticulum; endoplasmic reticulum-Golgi intermediate compartment; Golgi apparatus. The coding region runs from base 1 to 540 and encodes 179 amino acids. The record is from RefSeq and is a predicted model, not a curated record. Lineage: Eukaryota; Fungi; Ascomycota; Leotiomycetes; Helotiales; Amorphothecaceae. Gene Ontology annotation, molecular function: glucosamine 6-phosphate N-acetyltransferase activity; monosaccharide binding. Gene Ontology annotation, biological process: UDP-N-acetylglucosamine biosynthetic process. The transcript is spliced from 2 exons.